CACGUUGGAACUUCACCCUUGCUCUAAGCCCUCCAACAAACCAAACCACCCUUCUUACACUUCCGAAAGAAAAAAACCCAAAAUGAACACAAGCAAAGCCGAAGCAGAACGGUUACUUGAAAUCGGAGAAGAACUCUUGCAGAAAAGAGAUCUCAAAGGUUCAAGAGAAAUUGCGAAUCUGGUUCAAGAAACCGAACCUCUUCUUGAAGGUUCCGAUCAGAUCCUCGCAAUUGUUGAUGUUCUCGAAGCGGCGGAGAAGCCUCUCAAUCUCAACAACCACCACCUCGAUUGGUACGCCGUUCUUCAAAUUGAUCGCAAUUCACAAGAUCUCAAUCGCAUUAAGAAACAGUAUCGUACUCUCGCUCUUCUUCUUCAUCCUGAUAAGAAUCCGUUUUCUUAUGCCGAACUCGCUUUCAAACUCGUUAAGGAUGCUUGGGCUGUUUUGUCUGAUCCGGUUCAAAAAGCACAGUAUGAUAAGGGUUUUGAAUUUGAGCUAUUGGGAAAUGGAAAUGGAAAUGUGAAUUUUUGGACUGCAUGUCCUUAUUGUUAUCAUAUGUAUGAAUAUCCUAGGGUUUAUGAGGGUUGUUGUUUGAUGUGUCAGAAAUGUGAUAAGUCGUUUCAUGGUGUUUCGAUUCCUUCUCUUCCGCCUAUUGUUCCGGGACAAGAAGCUUAUUAUGUUUCUUGGGGAAUGUUUCCGAUGGGUUUUGUUUUUGAGAGUGUAGAAAAUGGUGGUGCUGGCACUGGUGAUUCUGCUGCGAAGAAGCGAUAGAUGGUUUUUUCAGUUGUGUGUCGUUUAAUGUUUGUUGUCUUGUUUCUGAGAAGUCUUUGUUUUUUUUUUGAGUCAAAAUAAUACCAUGUAGGCAUGUACCAAAAAAAUUACCAGGAAGGUUAAUGCCUAUGUGCUAUGACAUGAUGCUGUUUACUGUACUGUUAUGGCAAUGGAUAAAAGUGGAAAGUGUCCUUUAAUUGAAGGGUGUGAUAAUUGUUAGUUA
Medicago truncatula (barrel medic) is the source of this 992-nucleotide messenger RNA. Its product is annotated as dnaJ homolog subfamily C member 5. The coding region runs from base 83 to 769 and encodes 228 amino acids. The transcript has a single exon. The record is from RefSeq and is a predicted model, not a curated record. NCBI's taxonomy places the organism in Eukaryota, Viridiplantae, Streptophyta, Magnoliopsida, Fabales, Fabaceae.